This is a messenger RNA of Bradysia coprophila, 1196 nucleotides long. RefSeq lists its product as uncharacterized. The record is from RefSeq and is a predicted model, not a curated record. Lineage: Eukaryota; Metazoa; Arthropoda; Insecta; Diptera; Sciaridae.
GUUUCGUGGGAUAUUUGUAAUUUAAAAAAAAAAAUUGAUCAAAAAUUGUAAGAUCGAGUCAAAAGGGAAAUAAGAAGUGAAAAUGAAAUGGAAUAUAUUACAAGUAUUGAUUUUGUGUGCUUGCUUUGGACAGAUACAGUUAUGGUCAAAUGAACUUCCGGAAGUUAUGAAAAAUGAACUGAAAAAUUUGAAAGAAUCCAUGAUGCAUGGAAUCUACAAUAUCAGCGAGAAAUUCGUUGAUGAUUUUAUACACAUUAUUGAAAUGAAUCGCGGCGAUCUUAAUGAAUACUUAUUUGAUGGUUUAAUAUCAGCGUUUUAUAAACGAAAAAACGCAAGAAUAGAUGCUGAAUUCAUACAAAGACUUCAGUGCACUUAUUGUGAACUGGAUCUUGUGAAAAUGGACAGUGUAAAAAUACUUCAGUCGGUUUAUUCAAAGCGAAUGGCACCAGAACAAUACAAUGGUCUAAUUAACCUGUUCUAUGUGUUUAAAUAUGAUAAUGCAACAUUAGCACAAAUAGAAAGUGCACUGAACUAUGUGUACGGAAUUGACAAUGCUGCGACCAAAACAUCAUUUCUUAAUCCUCUUGAUUUUCCUGAUCCAAGCGCAAAAGAUUGUCCAGAUAGAGACCAAAUGUACACAGAUUUAAUUGAUAAAUUGAAAUUGACGAUUGAUCUGAGAACAAAAGUUCUUGAAGAUAUCACUGCUAUUCGAGAGAAGUUCCCCUGCAACAUAAUGGUGCGGAAUGGCGUAAAUAACUUUAUGAAUGUGAUUGACCAUUUGAAUGGUGAUAGCUUAAAAAUUGGUGCAUGUUUGUUAAAAGAAAAUCCAGGAAAUUGGGCAGGCAAAUGGAAUCGAUCAAAUACCAUGCCUUCAAAAGAUUACAUGGAAUACCUAAUUGAAGGAUUUGAAACUGUAUUGUUUACACGAUUGUCGGAUGAAACUACUCAUGGUAUAAUUAAUUUGCUAAAAGCCAAUAUUCCCGGCACGCCAAUCGAUGAAAUUGAAAAGGCUCUUGAAUAUUUAUACGAUGAUGUCCCUCGCACCAAGUGCACAUAGUUCAAUGCUCAAAAUUCGAUUUCGAAAACUGAAUAACAGAUUUUUUACAAAUGAUUAGAAUUUCUAAUAUUUAAGACUUUUCCGCAAUGAAUUUGUGGUGGAUUUUAAAUGAAUGAAAUAAUGAAUAUUUGGAAAAUAA